AUGGCCGAGGCCAGGAAGCGGCGGGAGCUGCUUCCCCUGAUCUACCAGCAUCUGCUGCAGGCGGGCUUUGUGCGCGCGGCGCGGGAAGUGAAGGAGCAGAGCGGCCAGAAAAGUUUCCUGACUCAGCCUGUAACCCUUCUGGACAUCUAUACACACUGGCAACAAACCUCAGAGAUUGGCCAGAAGCGGAAGGCAGAGGAAGAUGCAGCCCUGCAGGCCAAGAAGACCCGUGUGUCAGACCCCAUUAGCAGCUCAGAGAGCUCAGAAGAGGAGGAGGAGGCGGCGCAGGAGGCAGAAGCAGGAACCACCAAAGCCAUCCCGGCACUAGCAUCUACCAACUCCUCAGCCACGGGGAUGGUUUUGCCUUCAAGUGUGAAAGAAAAAGCCAAGGCAAAGACCAAGAAAACCAGCAAGACGGUGAACUCCACGGCACACCCUGCCUCCGGGAAGGCAGUGGCCCACCUCCUCACCAGGAGGUCACCCCAGAAGGCGGCAGGGCCCUCGGCAAAUACCAUCCUGGUCUCAGAAACUGAGGAGGAGGGCGGUGUCUCGGCCCUCAGAACCGCCGCCAAGCCUGGAAUGGCGGUCGCCAGCCAGGCCGCCAGCUCCAGCGAAGACACCUCCGGCUCGAGCGAUGAGACGGACGUGGAGGUGAAACCUGCAGUAAAACCACCACAGGUCAAAGCCUCAGCAGCUGCGGCCAAGGCGUCUCCAAGGAGAAGGGCAGCCCCGACCCCAGGGAAGGCAGGAUGUGUGACACCUCAAGUCAGAGGGGGUGCCGUGACCCCAGCCAGCAGGGCCAAGAAGCCAGAAGAGGUCUCAGAGAGCAGCGAGGAGUCCGAGAGUGAGGAGGGGGCCCCUGCGGGGACACCCAGCCAGGUGAAGGCCUCCCAGAAAACUGUCCAGGUCAGAGCUGCCUCGGGUCCUGCCAAGGGGACCCCUGGGAAAGGGGCCACCCCAGUACCCCCUGGGAAGGCAGGGAGGCCAGAGGAGGACUCUGAGAGCAGCAGCGAGGAAUCAGACAGCGAGGAGGAGAUGCCAGCUGCCCAGACCCUGCUGCAGGCAAAGCCCUCAGGGAAGCUCCCCCAGGUCAGAGCCACCGCAGCAGCACCUGCCCAGGUGCUUUCCCCUGGGAAAGGGGCCCCUCCAGCACCCCGUGGCAAGGCAGAGCCUGCAGCCAUCCAGGCGCAGACCAGGGGGCAGGAGGAGGACUCAGAGAGCAGCAGCGAGGAGUCAGACAGCGAGGGGGAGGCGUCCACAGCCGUGCCCCACACCACGAGCCUGGCUCAGGCAAAGCCCUUGGGGAAAAACUCCCAGGUCAGAGCUGCCUCAGCCACAAGCACGGGGCCCUCAGCGAAGAGCGCUGUCCCAGCGCUUCCUCAGAAGGCAAGGGCUGUAGCCACCCAGGUGGCAAAGUGGGAGGAGGACUCGGAGAGCUGCAGCGAGGAGGAGUCAGACAGCGAGGGGGAGGCGCUGAGAACAGCGGCCUUGGCCCAGGCAAAGUCCUCGGGGAAAGUCCUGCAGGUCAAACCUGCCUCAGGUCCCACCCAGGGCCCCCCUCAGAAGGCCGGGCCUGCAGCCACCCAGACCAAAAGGUCCAAGGAAGACUCGGAGAGCAGUGAGGAGGAGUCAGACAGUGAGGACGAGGCCCCCACAGCCAAGACUCCAGCCCAGGCAAAAUCAGCUGUGAAAACUUCUCAGACCAAGGUCUCCCCGAGGAAGGGCACCCCCGUUGCACCUGCAUCUGCCAAGGUCCCACCAGUGCAAGUAAGCGCACCAGCGCCCCGGAAAGCAGGAACGGUGACUUCGCCAGCCUGCACAUCGUCCCCAGCCGUGGUCAGGGGCACCCAGAGGCCAGAGGAGGACUCUUCAAGCAGUGAGGAGCCGGAGAGCGAGGAGGAGACAGCCCCUGCCGCAUCUGUGGGACAGGGGAAGUCUGGAGGGAAAAGCCUCCCAGUGAAAGCUGCCUCGGCACCCACCAAGGGGCCCUCAGGGCAACGGACCACCCCAGGGCUCCCUGGGAAGGCAGGGCCUACCGUGGCCCAGGUCAAAGCUGAGGUGCAAGAAGACUCAGAGAGCAGUGAGGAGGAGUCGGACAAUGAGGAGGCGGCCUCAGCUGCAGCACAGGUGAAGACCUCAGUGAAAACCCCUCAGACCAAAGCCAACCCAGCUGCCACCAGAGUGGCUUCAGCCAAAGGGGCAGCAUCAGCUCCUGGAAAAGGGGUUUCUGCAGCUGCUCAAGCCAAACUGGGGUCCCCAGCCAAGGUAAAGCCACCAGCAAGAGCCCCCCAGAGCAGUGCCAUCUCGGGCAGGAGCCAGGUGUCUGUGCCGGCUAUGGGGAAGGCACUGGCUGCAGCAGCCCAGGCCCAGCUGGGGCCGGUCAGGGGCCCACAGGAGGACUCGGAGAGCAGUGAGGAGGAGUCGGACAGUGAGGGGGAGGCGCCCGCUCAGGCGAAGCCCUCAGGGAAGACCCCCCAGGUCAGAGCUGCCUCAGCCUCCACCAAGGGGUCCCCCAGGAAAGGGGCUGCCCCAGCACCCGCUGGGAAGGCAGGAGCCCCAGCUGCCCAGGCCGGGAAGCGGGAAGAGGACUCGGAGAGCAGCAGCGAGGAGGAGUCAGACAGUGACGGGGAGACGCCAGCAGUUGUGCCCCCAGCCCAGGUGAUUAAAACCCCUCUGAUUUUUGUCGACCCUAAUCGUAGUCCAGCUGGCCCAGCUGCUACCCCCGCCCAAACCCAGGCUACAAGCACCCCGAGGAAGGCCCAGGCCUCAGAGAGCACACCCAGGAGCUCCUCUGAGAGUGAGGAUGAGGACGUGAUCCCCGCUACGCAGUGCUCGACUCCUGCCAUUAGGACCAGCGUGGCAACUGUGCCCACGGCCCACCCCAGGGCAGCCCUCAGAGCCAGCAUGGUGGGGACCGGCAGCAGUGAGGACACCAGUCGAGUGUCUGAAGGCAAAAAACAGGAGACGCCAGCCACUCAGGUGACAAAGAGGAACCCAGCUCACCUCCCGCUGACCCAGGCUGCCCUGAAGGUCCUUGCCCAGAAAGCCAGUGAGGCCCAGCCUCCUGCUGCCAGGACCCUGUCUUCAAGUGGGACCGACAGUGCUCGGGGAACAGUGCCCAUGACGAGUCCCCAGAGCACCCCCGCGCAGGCCAGAGGGGCCAACAAGCUCAGAAAGCCUGAGGUUCCUGCAACCCAGCGGGCCAUAGCCACUCCCUCGGGACGCCCCAAGGCCAAGGCCUCUGGGACCUCAGAUGACAGCAAGGACAGCCGUGGCAGCUCUUCAGGGAGUGAAGAAGAUGCUGAGGGGCCCCAGGUGGCCCCACUGACCCACAGGCCAGGUCCAGCCCCCUCCAGGAGGGAGACCUUGGUGGAAGAGACCACAGCAGACUCCAGCGAUGAUGAGGUGGUGGCACCUUCCCAGUCUCUCCUCUCAGGUUAUGUGACCCCUGGGCUGACUCCGGCCAGUUCCCAGGCUUCAAAGGCCACUCCCAAGCCAGACCCCAACCCCUCGGUUUCCUCUACUCCGGCCACCAGAGAUGCCCCAGACGGCAAGCAGGAAGUGGAGCCCCAACAAGCAGCAGGCACCAUGUCCCCUAAAACAGGCAGAAGAGAGGCCAGCGCCACACCUCAGAAGCCCCAGAAGACCGGGAAGGGGCCCAGGAGCCCCCAGGCCUCCCUGCAGGCGCUGCAGAGCGACAUCACCCGGCGCCUGCUGAGCGAGCCCUGGCCCCUGAGUGAGGCGCAGGUGCAGGCGUCGGUGGCGAAGGUGUUGGCGGAGCUGCUGGAGCAGAAGAAGAAGGCCGUGGGUGCUGCCAAGGAGGGCAGCCGGAAGGGCCGCCUGGGCAACAAGCGGAAGCUCUCCGAAGACCAGACGGCCGCCGGUGCCCCCAGGAGCAAGAAGAAGAAGCAGCUGGCGGCCGGGGAUGGCGGGGAGCGUGCGGUCUCCCCAGAAAAGGCCCCCAGGACUUCUAAGGGGAAAUCCAAGCGGGACAAAGCGAGCGGCGACGUCAAGGAGAAGAGGGAGAAGGAGUCUCCCGGCUCCCAAGGGGCCAAGGAGAAGGUGGAGGGUGAGGGGGGCGGAGACCAAGGCAACCCAAAGAGCAGGAAGGAGAAGAAGAAAGCCGACAGGAGAAAAAAAGACAAGGAAAAAAAAGAAAAGAAGAAGAAAGCCAAAAAGGCCUCAACCAAAGACCCUGACUCACCAUUGCAGAAGAAAAAGAAGAAAAAGAAGAAGACGGCAGAGCAGACUGUCUGA
Molecule: messenger RNA, 4257 nt
Organism: Lipotes vexillifer (Yangtze River dolphin)
Lineage: Eukaryota; Metazoa; Chordata; Mammalia; Artiodactyla; Lipotidae
Gene: TCOF1
Product: treacle ribosome biogenesis factor 1
Exons: 25
Coding region: 1-4257 (1418 amino acids)
Biological process (GO): nucleolar large rRNA transcription by RNA polymerase I
Cellular component (GO): nucleolus
Molecular function (GO): RNA binding; scaffold protein binding
Source: RefSeq, a predicted model, not a curated record